Molecule: messenger RNA, 1210 nt
Organism: Tetrahymena thermophila SB210
Lineage: Eukaryota; Ciliophora; Oligohymenophorea; Hymenostomatida; Tetrahymenidae
Product: cyclic nucleotide-binding domain protein
Exons: 13
Biological process (GO): activation of GTPase activity; nucleocytoplasmic transport
Cellular component (GO): nucleus; perinuclear region of cytoplasm; cytosol
Molecular function (GO): GTPase activator activity; small GTPase binding
Source: RefSeq, a predicted model, not a curated record
CUACAAUUCAAUUCGUGAUUAAGAUACUUCACUCUUAGGUUCUGCUUUAGCAAAUUGCACUAAUCUCUAAAAUUUGACACUUAGACUUUUUAAAAAUUAUAUUGGUGAUUAAGGUAUUUCAGGCUUAGGUUCUGCUUUAGCAAAUUGCACUAAUCUCUCAAAUUUGACAAUUGAUCUUACUAGAAAUUAAAUUGGUGAUUAAGGUACUUCAAACUUAGGUUCUGCUUUAGCAAAUUGCACUAAUCUCUCAAAUUUGGCACUUAAACUUUGUGAAAAUUAAAUUGGUGCAAGUGGUGCAUCAGGCUUAGGUUCUGCUUUAGCAAAUUGCACUAAUCUCUCAAAUUUGACGCUUGAACUUUUUUAAAAUUUAAUUGAUGAUUAAGGUACUUCAGGCUUAGGUUCUGCUUUAGUAAAUUGCACUAAUCUCUCAAAUUUGACAAUUGAUCUUAGUUACAAUAAAAUACUUGCAAGAGGUGCAUCAGACUUAGGUUCUGCUAUAGCAAAUUGCAUUAAACUCUCAAAUUUAACAUUUGUUCUUUCGGGAAAUGAAAUUGGUCCAAGUGGUGCAAAAGGCUUAGUUUCUUCUUUAGCAAAUUGCAUUAAUCUAUCAAAUUUAUUACUCGAUCUUAGUUACAGUGAAAUUGGUGCAAGUGGUGCAUAAGACUUAGGUUCUGCUUUAGCAAAUUGCACUAAUCUCUCAAAUUUGACACUUAGACUUUUUGGAAAUUAAAUUUGUGAUUAAACUAUUUCAGGCUUAGGCUCUGCUUUAACAAAUUGCACUAAUCUCUCAAAUUUGACACUUUACCUUGGUGACAAUAAAAUUGGUGCAAAAGGUGCAUCAGACUUAGGUUCUGCUUUAGCAAAUUGCACUAAUCUCUCAAAUUUGACACUUUACCUUGGUGGAAAUUCAAUUCAUAUAAAUGGUGCAUCAGGCUUAGGUCGUGGUUUAGCAAAUUGCAAAAAUCUCUCAUAUUUGUAACUUAAUCUUAGUCAAACUUAAAUUGGUGUAAGUGGUCCAUAAUGCUUAUUUUAUGCUAUAAAAAAAUGCACUAAACUCUCAAAUUUGACAUUUACAUUUUGUUGUGAUGAAAUUUGUCAUUAAGGUGGUUAAUUUAUUUUAUUCUUCUUCUCUGCUUUAGCAGAUUGCACUAAUCUCUCAAACUUGACACUAUAUCUUAAGUAAAAACAGUUUAUUUGUUUUGGAUUAUGA